Pogonomyrmex barbatus (red harvester ant) is the source of this 1992-nucleotide messenger RNA. It is a transcript of the gene MED16, whose product is annotated as mediator complex subunit 16. NCBI's taxonomy places the organism in Eukaryota, Metazoa, Arthropoda, Insecta, Hymenoptera, Formicidae. The record is from RefSeq and is a predicted model, not a curated record. Gene Ontology annotation, molecular function: protein binding. Gene Ontology annotation, biological process: positive regulation of DNA-templated transcription. Gene Ontology annotation, cellular component: mediator complex.
AUCGGAAUAUUUCUGAUUGGUCAAAAUCUAUUGCUACUCCCUGUUCCUAUUGCCUGUGUUUUUACAUUGUGCAAUAAGCUUUAGGCUGUCGAAUGGAUAGGAUGUCUUUUAUACUCACAUAAAUUUUGAAGUAGAAACAAUGGAUUUGCUCUACGUUGUUAAUAGAAGAAGUUCUUCCAAAUUUUCUAAUCAAGAUUGUUUAUAUAGUGGACAAUCAUUAUGUUCUUUAUCUAGUCGAAAUAUAGUGACAUUCACUACAAUGACAGAGUUGGAUGAUAAUAACGGCAAAACACGGGGAUGUCAUGUUUAUGUAGCUGAUCUGAAUAUGCCAUGGCAUGCUCAUAAAGUACUUUCUAAUAAGCAUAAUAUUACUGCAUUGGAGUGGGAUCUGCCAGGUGACAAAUUGGUAAUAGCGGAUGUAGCUGGAAAUGUACAGUUAUGGAUGUUCAAAGACCAUAUUUUGAAUGAUUGGGUGUUAAUAGGUUCUGUAUACUUCCCUGGUGAGCACAUAUUAGGUGCGGCAUGGUUUCACAAUGGUAAAAAGACUGGACUAGUAACGGAAAAGAAAGAUAGCAUUCAUUAUACUGAAAAAUUUAAUCAUUUAUCAUUCGCACCUUCUGUGAGGCAAUUCGGUGGCAGAGCUGCUGAAGGUGUGUUAGUGGUCUCAACAACUGGUAUGGUCGGUGCAAUCAUGAUUACAAAGGAUCUUCAAAAUCCGAUUUGUUAUUCGUCGGAAAGUCUCGGUAACACGAGGCAUAGAAUAACUGCAGUUGAUUUGUGCUAUGGAAAAAAUGGUCAUUUUCUCGUUGCAGUUAGUAGCGGCAGCAUCUGUUUGCCUAUAAGAUGUUUUAGAGUAUUAGUGCGCAAGAAUGAUGAUAAAUGCACUAUUACUUCGCAAGCUUUACCAAGUUUUUUCCUGCAGGAUGGAGCACCUAAGGAUAAUUCAUGUAUAGUGACGCAUUUAAAGUUCGUGGUGAGAGAAGAUGCUGAUUCUCUAGUUAUUGCGGCUAACAGCGAAAAUGGUGGAUUUAUUGAGGUAUGGGAGUUGCGAGAAAAGUCGCAACCGGUUCACAAAUUGUUCCAACCAAAAAGUUUAGAACCUUUCAAGACAGUUGUUUGGCAGUAUCAAUCGCAGUAUCGCUGUCAAUCGCCGGUUACGGCAAUAGCGACUACAAAACUAUCUAUCGUGACAACUUUACCACCUCCAAGUUAUGUAAUAAUAGCAUUAGCAGAUUCGUCGGUACAUUGCUUAAAUCGUUUGGAUUGUUUAAAAGAAGUGGCAUUCUCGUCUUUGAAUGCAAAUUGGCGUCUAGAUGAGCCCAGCAAUAAAUAUUUUAAGAACUUUAUAUCUAUUGCCCAUAUGGAUCUUUCAUGGUUGGGAUGCGUGCUUCUUGCUUGUGAUACACACGGCAAUCUAUAUCUAUAUAAACUGUUGCCGGAUGGUACCACAGGUACAUCAAUGUCACUGACUUAUGCUUGUACAUUAUUAGAAUAUUGUUUGGUGACAGGAUUGGAUUGGUUGGAUAUACUUUUAUGCUUGAGAUCGUCUAUGAUCGAAGCACUAUGUGAGCGGUUAGACAUCUCUUUUAACAGACAGCUGCAAUCUACGCAGCAGUAUCAUUAUAUCCAAUUUUUAUGCAUUAAGACAUCAUUAUAUAGGAUGCUCAUGACAGGACAGAAUAAGGCGGCGGAUUUGUCGUCAUUAUUGAUGAUACAUUCAGUAGCUACUGCCUUCAAAUCUUUAUUGAGACCAUCGGAUCUGAUAUCUUACGAUAAGGGCCCAGCAGAGACCUUAGCCGCGGUCAUAACCGAUGUUAUUACCGAUGUUGACAAAGUAUUAUAAUCAAAUUUUUAUGUCUUUUUUAAACGCCCUAAUUUUGAAUCAAUUAAAUCAGCGAAAUUCUUUCUUUCUUGUUCUAUUCUUUUAUUCUGAAAUUAUAAAUAUGCAUUGAUAUAAGUGUGUGCGCGGUAUUUUUAUUCUACACACACACA